Messenger RNA from Alosa sapidissima (American shad), 2989 nucleotides. RefSeq lists its product as uncharacterized. NCBI's taxonomy places the organism in Eukaryota, Metazoa, Chordata, Actinopteri, Clupeiformes, Clupeidae. The record is from RefSeq and is a predicted model, not a curated record. The transcript has 2 exons. The coding region runs from base 1738 to 2784 and encodes 348 amino acids.
CUUUUUGGUAUCAUCGCAUCUUACAGCCUUGUUCACCUUACCACUCCAAAUGUUAUUUUUAGCAUAGCCUAUCCAGAUUGUAUCGUGCUUGUUUUUUCCCAAAAUCUGUGGUGCGUUUCCCAAAAGCAUAGCUGCUAACUAUGAUGCAUCUACUGUGGUAGCGUCACUGCCAAAUCUGAGUUGACAGUAUUUGAGUCACGCGUUACAAAGGACAAUUCCAGCGCAAAAUGAACCUAAGAGUUAAUAACACAUGUGUACCGAGUUCCUCCGUUCUCUGGGAUAUGUUUUCAUGCUAAACGAACGUGACCGUGAAAGAUAGUUUAGAAACAGUACCGUUCACGUAUACAAGCGGGCGCCAUCUUGGGAAAACAAGUCACGUGACAGUUCAGCUCGCGUUGCUCCAGUCCAACAUUAUACAACGUGAGCUGAAUUGUCACGUGACUGUUUUCCCAAGAUGGCACCAGCCUGUAUCCGUGAACUGUACGGUUUCUAAACUAUCUUUUUAAUAAACUGUCUGCACACUUACAAAGUUCUCAAUGCUUCGGUUUACAUGUAGGGCCCCUCAUUAUACUACCGUGGAAGUGUGGCGCUUUUGAGCUUUGUUAGUGGUAUAGAAAUAGCGAUUUCUUUUUAUUUUGCGUGUGCCCCGAAGACUAGCGUUAACUGCUUAUUAGCGGUUUGUGGUAAAACUGGUCACGUUCGAUAAGCAUGAAAACAUAUCCCAGAGAAUAGACGAACUCGGUACACAUAGGUACUCUAGGUUCAUUUUGCGCCGGAAUUGUCCUUUAACAAUACAGAAAUACAGUGUUGAUAUUUGGUCGGAUUUCGGUCACAUUUUAGUAAGAGCUAACAAAUAUGCUCUAAUUUUUUUAAUUUUCCAAAAUUAAAAACAUGAUAUGUGACAGUAUGAAUCUUAAGUGUUUGUCCAUGUGUAACUCAAAUCUACGGACUCACAUUUGACACUUUGACACUACCAAUCUAGUUGCUAUCAUAGUUAGCAAUGGACCUCUGCUUCAAACCACAUACAGAGGUGGUUUUGGAAUGUGAUUCCAACCAGAUUUUUACAGAUCCGUUUCAUUCUGAACAUCUCGGUCGCUUGAAUAGGAUUACAGUGUCUUCCAUGUCACUCGCAACACAACACAAACAACAACAACGACAACGUAGAUCCGUGGGGUAUACUACAAAUCUCGAUUAGUAGGUAUGUUGCGCUCAAAGCCAGGGUAUGCUGUGACACGAAAGUGGAUCUGUUUUAGCAUCGCUAUAUCCCCAUGGUAUCUUAUGCUCGCAACUAAACCUGGUCGAGACGAGGUUAUGUGCUAAAUUAUAGCUCAAAUCGUGUAAUCUACCGCCCACUGACCAAUCAAUUGUCUUAAAAAACGAAGUUCUCUUUCAGUCAAACUACUCGGCGUUAACCAAUGGGAAUACAUUCCACGAUCACUUGAUCACAAAUUAAGUCCUCUCACAGGUCCUGCUAAGGUUCUGUUAGCGCGAAAAACGGCUCGGCUAUAAUAAGCCGCCGCGGCCAACGACAAUCACUCUUUCAUUCUUCAGCGACGUCGCUUGAAGUUUCUUACAAGAGAAUCAAAACACAGUCUUGCGAGCAAAAGGAAAGGCAAAGGAUAUCGGGAGAACUUAAAGGAGCGGGAGAGACGGGUGUCAUCGACUUCAGCCUUGCCGGGGAAGAAGACGACUGCUGCCGACUCUUUCUAUACCUCUAUCUAUUUUUCUCGCUUUUCUAUGUGGAGGUGCGGUCGGAGCUGCGGGAUGUGGAUCCCCGCUCUGGACCCACACCCGGUCUGCAUAAGCUGCCUGGGUGUCGACCAUGCCCCGCGGUUUGAGGCGACCCAGAAAAGCACGGAGGCGGUGAAGAGCUUUCUGCCUCGGCGAGAAGGGACCUCCCGCCCCACCGCGCAGGCGCCGACAAUGGCCACUCACCAUGUGCGGGCAAGACGCAGGGGUGCGCCACACCCACAGCGGCAGCAACAACAGCAGCAGCAGCAGCAGAGGCCGCCUGGACAACAGAGGGACAUCUACCCACCGCGGCAGGACAGGCAGUCAAGGCGAGGCUGGAAGCGGGGCAGAGAGCGGUCUGCUUCACGCCCAGCCCCCACCGGCCAGCCUCAGGCAAGACUGUUGGGACGGUCACGGGAGGUUGGCGAGCCGUUCCCCAAGCGCGCCAGGAUUCUCCAAAGUGACAGUUCAUGCGCAGUUGCGCUAUUGUAUCCACAAGCACUUGUUAAUAAACCUCCUCCCUCCGGCGGCGGCUUUGCAUGCGGUUCCCCUCGGCCUCCUUCACAUGCGGGAUCUCCAAGCAUGGUUCUCAGCGCUCAGGGACAGACACAAGCGCGUUCGGAUGGAUCGGAGAUGCUGGAGAGCUCUUGCUUAUUGGCUUACCCCCGAGAACCUCUCAGUUGGAGCCCCGCUGGGGAGAGUAGCCCACCGGCAGGUGGUGACUACGGAUGCCAGCCUCCUUGGCUGGGGAGGAGUAUGCGAUGGGUGAGCGAUCAGGGGGACAUGGAACAGGCAGCUACAGCGUUUGCACAUAAAUGCGCUGGAGCUCAUGACAGUGUACCUUGUGCUCAAGCAUUUUCGCCCGCUUAUAGCAGGGCGUCAUGUGUUGGUGAGGUCGGACAACACUGCGACAGUGGCAUACAUCAAUCGCCAGGGGCCGUAGCUAUAUCACCUAGCGACGAGAUUGCUACUGUGGGCGAGGUGUCAUCUCCUCUCAGUCCGCGCAGAGAGGCCCUUUGUCACAUCGAGAGUGGCGCCUCCAUCCGCAAGUAGUGGAGGGGGUCUGGCAGCGCUUCGGGAGAGUGCAGGUCGAUCUUUUUGCUUCACGCGAGACGACGCACUGCCCGAAGUGGUUUGUGUUGACGGAGAGCGAUGCUCCACUGGGGGUAGACGCUCUGGCCCACGAAUGGCCGAGGAGCCUGUUAUAUGCAUAUCCCCCGAAGGCCUUGAUACCGGCGGUCUUAGAGAGGGUGAGGAG